AUGACAUUCUUUUUUUUAAUUCGAACAGAUGCCAACGAACCACAUCGAGCUCGGUACGACACGGAUUAUAAAAUAAAAAGAAAAAAACACGUAUUAGAGAAACCGAUGUUCAUACAAACGGACAAUGCACAAAUGAAAAGGGCGGAUUUCUAUGGGUUCCCAAACGUAACAAAUCGACUAGCCGAUCUUCCUAAAUUCAAGCCCAUAUCAGAUGAACAGAUGUUAAAGAUUAAUGAAAUACUGAAUAGUCUGCCAUCAAGACUGCCAAAGAGGAAGGGUCGAGUUCUGACACCUCUAAAAACUAUCAUAAAUGACAUUCCAACAACGACAGAACCUCCAACAUCUGACGACAGGCAAGAUGAGAAACGAUGUCCUCAAGGAGGGACCUGUGAGUUUUUUUUCUACUGUUGGAUGGUGGGAGGUUUACUUGAAGGCUCCUGUGGAGGAGUUUUGAAAGGUUGCUGUCAUAGAGUGGCGAAAGCUGGAAUUUUGGGAGUCCAGGAUUCUAAUAAUAUUGACUAUGUGAACGAAGGCCUAAGUUACGGACCGGUGGUGAAUGACGAAAGUAAGUCUUAA
This is a messenger RNA of Arctia plantaginis, 576 nucleotides long. Lineage: Eukaryota; Metazoa; Arthropoda; Insecta; Lepidoptera; Erebidae. The record is from the annotation of a GenBank genome assembly.